AUGGUGAAGGCAUUAGACGAAGGUCAAACAGAAGGCAUGGAUGAAACAAGUUGGAAGGAAUUGGAAGCAAAGGUUGUGUCGAGUAUCAAACUUUGUUUGGCUAAUGACAUGUUGUAUCGCAUCAUGGAUGAGGACUCUCCAGUGGAAGUUGAUGUGAAGUUUGAGGAAAAAGACAAGGCAUUGACGCUAUUAAAUUCCCUACCUGUGUCUCAUAUUUCCUCUUGUACUGCUGAUCCUAUAGAUGUCAGUUCAGCUUCUGCCAGUGAUGAUGGGAGUGAUGACAAGGACUCCAUGGACGGAUGUGAGGAUGAUGAUAAGGAAGGCAUGGAAAAAGAGUAUGGUUCAGAAGAAGAAGAAGAAGAAGAAGAAGAAGAAGAGGAUGAAAGCAGUAGAUGA
Molecule: messenger RNA, 396 nt
Organism: Malania oleifera
Lineage: Eukaryota; Viridiplantae; Streptophyta; Magnoliopsida; Santalales; Ximeniaceae
Product: histone chaperone RTT106-like
Exons: 3
Coding region: 1-396 (131 amino acids)
Source: RefSeq, a predicted model, not a curated record